GGGCGGAAUCUACGAAAAAAGCGAGAGAGCGGCGGGCGGAGGGGCCAGAGUCGGGGAGUGAAGCCGCCGACUGCCGCUCUCUCGCUUUUGCUCCGCGACCGCCUGCCCCAUGGCUCCCGCUUCCCCCUUAUUGCCCGCGUGUCUCCUGGUUCUCCUCGGGGUGGCGGCCGGCCGGCCAUGGCAGGUGAUCGAUUUCAUGUCCGUGCGCAGCGAGAUGGAGGAGGCCGCGAUGGUGGAGAAGCUGGCUGCAGAGAUCCUGACGGUGGACGAGGUCUCGCUGGUGUCCACGUUUAACCUGCCGCCUGCACAUAAAGUAAGUCUGCUGGGUUUCCACGCCAAGGACGAUGACUCCCAGUACCUGGAGGUGACGGUGAUGGGAAAGACGGAUAGAGUGCUCGUCCAGUACCUGAGGGAAGACGGGAAGACCCAGUCCGUGAGCCUACAGAACGCGACGCUGGCCGACGGGAAGACCCACUCCAUCAUCCUGAGGUUCACGGGACUGCAGAGUGGCCGGAUCUCUGUGGAGCUGCACGUUGACUGCCGACAAGUGGACUCCAGCUCGGACCUGCCGGCCAUGGACACCAUUCCCCCUGAGACGGCCGACAUGGUCGAGGUGCGAGUGGACGAGAGAUUCGGACAGCUCCAGGGCUCACUGGAGGAGUUGAAGCUGGUCCUUGGAGGGACGCUGAACCAGGUCAGAGCCCUGCAGGGUUGCCCGUUUCGGGAUGAAGUCAUGCCAAAGAGUAAGGUGAUCGAUUUCAUAGCCGCACGUCGGCUGGCGCAAGAGGCGCCGGCGCUGGAGAAGCUGGCCGCAGCGGUCUCGUCGGUGAGCGAGCUCUCGCUGCUGUCAGUGUUCAGUCUCCCGCCCGGUCAGAGUGGCGUCCUGCUGGGCAUCUACGACAAGAGCAACAACUCACGGUACCUGGAGGUGUCCGUGAAGGGAAAGGUCAACAGAGUUCUUCUCCGCUACCUGAGGGAGGAUGGGAAGACCCAGUCCGUGAGCCUGCAGAACGCGGUGCUGGCCGAUGGGGACUCCCACUCCGUCGUUCUGAGGUUCAUCGGGCUGCAGCAGGAGCAGGGCCAGCUCGCUGUGGAACUCUACGUCGACUGUCGAAGGGUGGACUCCAGCAUGGGCCUGCCGGCUGUGGCCUCCAUCCCCGCCCAGACGAUCACCAGGACCAGUAAGACAUUCGCACAUCCACAGGGUUCACUGGAGGAGCUGAAGGUGAUUCUCGGAGGGACAUUCAGCCAGAUGGGAGCACUGCAGGACUGCUCACUUCAGGGCGAUGACACUCUGAGGAACAUGGUGGUCGAUUUCAUGUCUGUGCGUAACGUGCUGCAAGAGGCCGCUGCGGUGGAGAGGCUGGCCACGGACAUCCCGGCGGUGGGUGAGCUCUUCCUGGUGUCUACGUUCCAGCUGCCGCCCGCACAGGGUGGCAUCCUGCUGGGCUUCUACCACAAGCGUGACAACACGCGCUACCUGGAGGUAUCCGUGAUGGGCAAGAUCAACAGAGUGCUUCUCCGCUACCUGAGGGAGGACGGGAAGACCCAGUCCGUGAGCCUGCAGAACGCGCGGCUGGCUGACGGGAAGUCGCACUCCAUCAUCCUGCGGCUGAGUGGGCUGCAGAGCAGCCGGAUCGCCGCGGAGCUCUACGUUGACUGCCGAAGGGCGGCUUCCAGUGCUGGGCUCCCGGCCGUGGCGGCUAUCCCCUCCGAGGCCACGGACUCCAUCCACACCAGGACCAGCAAAGUAUUCGGACAGCAGGAGGGCUCACUGGAGGAGCUGAAGCUGAUUUUCGGAGGGACGCUGACUCAGGCCGGAGCACUGCAGGGCUGCCUACUCCAGGGCGAUGGCACGCUGAAGAACACAGUGAAUGAUGCAAAUUCCAUCCUGGGGGACCAGAUGAAAGCCCUGGUCGGCCAGUUGUCCCUCUUCAAUCAGGCUCUCCUCGGUCUGAGGCAGGACAUCAAGGAGCAGGUGAAGGAGAUGUCAUUGAUCCGGAACACCAUCCUGGAAUGUCAAGUCUGUGGCUUCCACGAGCAUCGGUCAAAGUGUGACCCCACCCCCUGCUUUGAGAGCGUGGCGUGUAUGGAGACGUACGAGUAUCCGGGUUACCGCUGUGGACCCUGUCCUGAGGGUUUCUCCGGGAACGGCUCACACUGCAGUGACAUUGACGAGUGUGCCUUUGCCAACCCUUGCUUCUCCGAAUCCAAGUGUAUAAACGCAGUGCCCGGAUUCCGGUGUGAACCGUGUCCCGUGGGAUACAGCGGCAACGUUGUCGUCGGCGUGGGCGUGGACAGUGCGAAGACCAUGAAGCAGGUCUGCUUGGACGUCGACGAAUGCAACGACGGCAACAACGGAGGCUGCACACCCAACUCCGUCUGCACCAACACCGCGGGCUCCUUCCGGUGUGGCCCGUGCCGGAAUCGGUUCCAUGGGAACCAGACGUUUGGCUGCCGGCAGCUGAAGUCCUGUAGCAGCCCCAGCUUCAACCCUUGCGACGUCAACGCCUGGUGCACUGUCGAGAGGAACGGGGAAGCCUCCUGUCACUGCAAGGUCGGCUGGGCUGGGAACGGCUACGUGUGUGGGCCAGACACGGACAUCGACGGCUACCCCGACUAUGACCUGCCCUGUAUCGACAAUAACCGUCACUGCAAGAAGGAUAACUGCCGGUACACGCCAAACUCGGGCCAGGAGGAUGCGGACAAGGACGGCGUGGGAGAUCAGUGCGAUGACGAUGCCGAUGGCGACGGUAUCAAGAACGUGCAGGACAACUGCCGACUGGUCCACAACAAGGACCAGCAGAAUUCCGACACGGAUUCUUUCGGGGAUGCCUGUGACAACUGUCCCAACGUUCCCAACAACAGUCAGAGAGACACGGACAGCAAUGGGGAGGGUGAUGCUUGUGACAAUGAUAUCGAUGGAGACGGAAUUCCCAACAGCUUGGAUAAUUGCGGCGCUGUCCCGAACCCUCUGCAGACGGACCGGGACGAGGACGGAGUCGGGGACGCGUGUGACAGCUGCCCUGAAUUGAGUAACCCCACCCAGACGGAUGCAGAUGACGACCUUGUUGGCGACGCAUGUGACAAUAAUCAGGAUAGCGACGGCGACGGGCACCAGGACUCCAAGGACAACUGUCCGGAGACUCCCAACAGCUCCCAGCUGGACUCGGACAACGACGGCCUGGGUGACGAGUGCGACGAGGACGACGACAACGACGGAAUUCCCGACUACGGACCGUCGGGGGCCGACAAUUGCCGUCUUAUCGUCAAUCCCAACCAGAAGGACUCUGAUGGUGACGGGGUUGGUGACGUCUGCGAGGACGACUUUGACAACGACACCGUGUUCGAUGAGUUUGAUGUGUGUCCUGAGAGUGCCGAGGUCACCCUCACUGACUUCCGAGCCUAUCAGACGGUCGUCCUGGACCCGGAGGGUGACGCGCAGAUUGAUCCCAACUGGGUGGUCCUGAACCAGGGAAUGGAGAUCGUCCAGACGAUGAACAGUGACCCUGGGUUAGCCGUUGGGUACACGGCGUUCAAUGGGGUGGACUUCGAAGGCACAUUCCACGUCAACACGGUGACCGACGAUGACUACGCCGGCUUCAUCUUCGGCUAUCAGGACAGCUCCAGCUUCUACGUGGUGAUGUGGAAGCAGACGGAACAGACGUACUGGCAGCCCACGCCGUUCCGAGCCGUGGCCGAGCCAGCCCUGCAGCUCAAGGCUGUGAAGUCAAAGAGCGGCCCGGGGGAGUACCUGCGGAACGCCCUGUGGAACACGGAGUCCAUCACCGACCAGGUGACGCUGCUGUGGAAGGACCCCCGCGAUGAAGGCUGGAGGGACAAGACCUCGUACCGCUGGCACCUGGUCCACAGGCCCCAGGUGGGCUACAUCAGAGUGAAGCUGUAUGAAGGGCCUAACCUGGUGGCCGACUCCGGAGUCACGAUCGACACGACGAUGCGUGGGGGCCGCCUUGGGGUCUUCUGUUUCUCCCAGGAGAACAUCAUCUGGUCCAACCUGCGCUACAGAUGUAACGACACCAUUCCUGAAGACUUCGAGCCAUUCCGCAAGCUCUUGUUACUCGGCCUCUGAGCGGGCGAGAGGGGUUCGGCAGUUCGACGCCAUCGAGGAUCUGCGCGCAAGAGCAGAGAAGCGCGUCUCAAGGACAGAUUUUCAAAACGCUACGACCAUGUUUAUAAGAAGAUUCGGCACCGUCCGUGUGCAGGAAGAAUCCAGAAAGGAUUCGCCUUGACUUGUGGCUGAGGAAGAGACUAGACUUUCAACAGCGCCCCCCCCGUCUCCACCUUCGGCCGGCCAGUGCUGCCGCAGCUGUGUGUCUGUGGCUGUAAUGUAGGAAACACCACGGCCCGUCCACGGCUACGCAGGGAAUGUCACGAUGUUAUUGUCUGAGUAAUAAAUCCAGGCCGAGGGGAGUGCGGUGAGAGGCUCUUCUCGAUCCGGGUGUCGG
Messenger RNA from Mobula hypostoma (lesser devil ray), 4466 nucleotides. Its product is annotated as thrombospondin-3-like. The coding region runs from base 110 to 4090 and encodes 1326 amino acids. Gene Ontology annotation, biological process: cell adhesion. The record is from RefSeq and is a predicted model, not a curated record. The transcript has 29 exons. Gene Ontology annotation, molecular function: calcium ion binding. Lineage: Eukaryota; Metazoa; Chordata; Chondrichthyes; Myliobatiformes; Myliobatidae. Gene Ontology annotation, cellular component: extracellular region.